AUCAUGCAGAAAUGUAUAAAAGUUAGCAAUCCACAUGACAUUUUUAUAUUACUUUUCAGGAUAAAAAAAAGAAAAAAGAAAAAAUAUGCAACUCCUGAGGUCAAUAGGAUUUUUCCAUGGAAAUAUUUUAUUAUUUUGUGUCACAACAGGUGCAGGAAUCUUUGUGUCUCCUAAAGGGGUAUUAAAAUACUCUUCACUGAACAUAGCUGUCUCCCUGAGUAUUUGGGCUGCUUGUGCUGUUCUGACUAUCAUCAGCGCUCUCAGUCUUGCAGAGCUGGGGACAACCUUCCCUAGAAGUGGAGCGCCUUACUAUUUCCUCAAAAGAUCUCUUGGAUCCUCUGUUGCUUUCCUCAGUCUUUGGAUCAAAUUUUUUAUUUAUCCCUUAGGAAUAGCUACGCAAAGCUUGAUAAUAUCUACCUAUAUAAUUCAGCCUUUCUAUACCAGGUGCCCAGCUCCAGAGCUACCAAAGAAAUGUCUAGCUUUGGCUAUUUUGUGGUCACUGGGACUUCUAAAUACUCGAGGGGUGCUAACAGUGGCUUGGUUUCAAACUAUCAGUGUUUUGAUGAAAAUCACUAUCCUCUGCUUCAUUUCCCUUACUGGGAUUGUACUGUUAGGGACUGGGAAAAAGGAGAAUGUGGCCAAGUUUGAGAAUUCUUUCGACGCUGAACUUCCUGGUGCCUCACAGAUUGCAGAAGCCUUACUCCAAGGAUUGUUUGCAUAUUCUGGUACAUCAAUCCUGAUCAACAUAGCAGGAGAGAUAAAAAAUCCCGGUGAGAAUAUUCCCAAAGCUCUGAUUACCGUUCUUCCCAUGGUGGCUGUUGUUUACAUAUUGGUGAAUAUAUCCUACCUGGCAGUUUUGACCCCUCAGGAAAUCAUCUCUGCAGAUGCUGUUGCUGUCACCUGGAUGGAUAAAGUAAUCCCUUCCAUGCAAUGGGUCAUUUCUUUUGGGAUUUCAACUUCAAUAGUUAGCAACAUAUGUUGUACAGUGCUUUCAGCAUCGAGGCUCUUCUACACAGCAAGCCAAGAAGGACAACUGCCUUUGAUCUUCUCCAUGCUUAAUAACUACUUCAGUCCAACUGUUGCUAUCACCCAGAUAAUCAUCUUAGCUUCUUGUCUUAUUAUAGCCUCAGAUUUAAUCAAUUUAAUAAAGUAUUCAGGAUUAGCAACCUGGGUUUUAAGAGGGCUAUAUAUGAUAGGUUUACUUAAACUAAGGUACCAGGACCCAAAUCUACCCAGACCUUAUAAGGUGCGUUUGCCAUUUAUAUUUGGAUCCAUAGCUAUAUCUUUGUUUCUAAUUUUGACACCAAUGAUUCAUUCUCCUAAAGUAGAGUAUAUCUAUGGGUUUAUCUUUAUUUUCAGUGGACUUCUGGGUUACAGGCUUCAUGUUCACCUUAAUCAACGUUCUGUUUGUUUUGAUAAAAUCACUUGUUAUUUACAAUUAUUAUUUAAUGUUUCACCACCUGAAGACCAAGAUGAAGGUAUUUCAACAGGAAAAAAACAUCUUGAAGAAAUCUUUUUGUAAAUAGGCAACCCUAAAUCUGUAAGUGGUUAAUGACUAAGCACAUUCAAUCUUUGCUUUAAAAUGUAUACACCCACGGGCACCUGGGUGGCUCAGUUGGUUAAGCAUCUGACUCUUGAUUUUGUCUCAGGUCAUGAUCCCAUGGUUUGUGAGACUGAGCCCCAUGUCAUACUCUGUGCUGACAGCAUGGAGCCUGCUUUUCUUCCUCUCCCUUUCUCUCUGCCCCUCCCCUGCUCAUGCACGUGCAUGCACAUGAGCUCUAUCUCUUUCUCUCUCUCAAAAUAAAUAAAUAAACACUAAAAAAACAAAAAUAAUAAUUAUAUAUAUAUAUAUAUAUAUAUAUAUACCCUCAUAGAUACAAAACCUCCCCCUUCAUACCCAAUCCCCAACUACAUGUAUCAAAUCCCCGCCCAGCUACGUAUUCAAAUUCUUUAAAAAAAAUUUUUUUUAAUGUUUAUUUAUUCUUGAGAAAGAGACAGUGAAGUGGGGGAGGGGCAGAGAGAGAGGGAGACACAGACUCUGAAGCAGGCUCCAGGCUCUAAGCUGUCAGCACAGAGACCAAUGUGGGACUUGAACCCACAAGCCCUGAGAUCAUGACCUGAACCGAAGUCGGAUGCUCAACCGAAUGAGCCACCCAAGAGCCCUCAAAUUGUUUACAAUUCUAAUUCUUUUGCUUGUAAUUUAAGCCUUAGUUCCCUAGUGCCCAACAUGUUUUUUACCACUUUCCUCCAACAACCAUCAAAGAAACAAACAAAAUAAAAGAGUCAUUGUCAGGAAGACGAGUACAUGGGUAAACAGUAGAUAACAGAUAUUUAAUCAACAUUCAUUGAAUGAAUGUAAGAUGCAUCCACAAAAACAAAAAAAGAAUAUUAUAAAUCUGGAUUUAUAUUAAUAAAAACUACAUAUUGCUUCCUACUCACUGGUCUAAACAGUUCACAGUGAUAUCAAUCAAAAGAGUGUGUUUCACUUUCAAACCCUCGUGUUUACCUCUACAAAGUGUGAUAGGCUAAAUAAUGAUGCUGAAAAAUAUGUUCAAGUCCAGAUGGUAACUACACUUAUCAUGGUGAGCACUGCAUAAUGUACAGAACUGUUGAAUCACUAUAUUGUACACCUAAAACUAAUAUAAUAUGGUAUAUAGAACUACACUUCUAUUAAAAAAAAUGUCUAGGUCCUAAUCCUCAGAACUUCUGCAUCUAACUUUAUAUGGAAAAAAGAGUCUUUACAGAUGUGAUUAAAGAUCUUGAGACGAGGGACAUCUAACUAGAUUAUCUGCAUAGGCCCUAAAUGCAAUCACAUAUAUCUUUCUAAAAGAGAAGUAGAGGGAUAGUAGAUAAGACAGAACAGAAGAGAAGGCAAUGUAACCCUGGAGGUAGAGACAGGAAUAAUGAGGCCACAAGCCAAGGAAUGACAGCAGCCACCAGACGCUAGAAGCAAGCAAACAAUGGGUUUUUCCCUAGAAUAUCUGGAAGCAGUGUGGCCCUACCAAAACUUUGAUUUCAGCCCAGUGAAACUGAUUUUGGCCUCUAGCCUCCAGUAUUGUGAGAGAAUAAACUUCCGUUGUUGGAAACCACCAGGUUUGUGGUAAUUUGUUACAGCAGCUCCAGGAAACUUAUAUAUAAGGUAUUUGCCAAAAACACUCAUGCAAUUUCCAUAAUAUGGAAAGGAAGGCUCUCUUCUAAACUCACAGACUAAAUAUUUUUUGCAUGUGUAGUACACAGACAUAUGACUCCACUGAAAUUGUCUACUAUAUAGAGAAAACUAAAAAUGUAAGUUCCCAACUGAGAGAGGAUAUUCUUACUGCUAUUCCUCCCUAAAAUCAUAUUAUCUAACCUCCAAGAUAGCCUAAGUACUUCUCACCCCUUGAAAUUCAUGCUCUGAGGCAGUUCUCUCCCACACCGAGUCCAGGUUGCUCUUGAGCAACGAAAUAUGAAGGAAGCAAUGGUGUAUUACCGCCAAGUCUAGGUCAUAAGUGGCGUUGCUGCUGAGGCCUUCUUCUCUUGGAUUGCUUGCUCUGAUCACAACCAAAGGCCUUUGUUGGAAGAACAAUCAAGUAGUCCCACAGAGAGGACACAGUGGAGAAAAACCAAUUUGCCAGCAUCAACAUGAUAGUCAUUUCAGGAAGCUACCUUCAGACUGGAUCCUACAACACCAGGGAAGCGUUUACAUGACGGUAGCCCAGCCAAGACCUGACUGUGACUUCAUGAGAGACUCCAAGUCAGAACUGUCCAACCAUGUUUCUAUGUUUCUUCUGAAUUCCUUUUAUUUUUUUAUUUUUUAAAAAACUUUAUUGUGAUAAGAACACUUAAUAUAAGAUCUACUCCAUUAACACAAUUUUAAGUAUUAAUACAGUAUAAGUAUAGGCACUUUGUUGUACAAUUGAUCUCUAAAAUGUAUUCUGAAAUUUUAUACCCAUUAUUUAGCAAUUUCCUGUUGCCCCCUACCCCAGCCCUUGGCAACCACAAUUCUAUUGUUUGCUUUCAUGAGUUUGGCUAUAUUAGAUAACCUCAUUCAUAUACAUGGAAUCAUGCAGUAUUGUCCUUCUGUGACUGGCUUAUUUCACUUAGCAUAAUGUUCUCCAGGUUCAUGCAUAUUGUUGAAUAUGGCAGGGUUUCCUUCUUUUUUAAAAGAAAGGAAUAUAUAUAUUCUCUGUAUAUAUCACCUUUUUUAUCCAUUCAUAUAUCAGUGGGCAUUUAGGUCGCUUCCACAUUUUAUAUAAUGAACAUAAGAAUACUAAUGUCUCUUCCAGAUCCUGAUUUCAAUUCUUUCCAGUAAAUCUUUAAUCUAUUUUUGAAUUAAUUUUUGUAUAUGAUGUGAGAUAAGGGUCCAAUUUCAUUAUUUUAUAUGUGUGUAUCUAUCCUUCCCACCACCAUUUGUUGAAGAGACCAUUCGUUCCCCAAUGUGUAUUCUUGGCAUUGUUACCAAAGAUCAGUUUACCAUAUAUGUGUGGAUUUAUUUCUAGGCUCUCUAUUCACUGGUCUAUGUGUCUGUCUUCAUAUGAAUAUCAUACUGUUUUAAUAACCAUAUCUUUGUGUAAUAAACUUUGAAAUCAGGAGUACAAUGCCUCUAGCUUUGAUCUUUUUCAAGAUUGUUUUGGCUAUUUGAGGUCUUUUCUGGUUUCAUAUGAAUUCUAGAAUUGUUCUUUUUAACUCUGUAAAAAAAUAUUCUAUGGUAUUUUGAUAGGGCUUGCAGUUGAAUCUAUUGGACAGUAUGGAUAUUUAAUAAUGUUGAGUCUUCAUGAGCAUGAGCAUGAGCAUGAGAUACCUCUCCAUUUAUUUGUGUUUUCUUUAAUUUUUUUCAUCAAUGCUUUAUAGUUUUCAGUGUGCAAGUCCUUAAUGUCUUUGGUUAAAUUUAUUCCUAAGUAUUUUAUUGUUUAUGAUGCUAUUGAAAUUGAGAUUGUUUCCUAAUUUCAUUUGCAAUUAGUUGAUUAUUAGUGUAUAGUUGUAUUCUGCAACUUUUCUAAACUCAAUUAUUAGUUCUAAUAGUUUUGGGUAGAGCUUUUAAGAUGAUGUCAUAUGCAGAGAGAAGCAAUUUUACUUCUUCCUUUCCAACCUGGAUGCUCUUUUUUUCCUUGGCUAACUGCUCUGGCUAGGACUUCCAGUAAUAUGUGAAAGAAGUGGUGAGACUGGACAUCCUUGUCUUCUUCUUGAUCUUAGAGGGAAAGCUUCUGGUUUUUAAUUCUUGAGUAUAAUGUUACCUGUGAGCUUGUCAUAUAUAGCUUUCAUGAUGUUAAGGUAAUCUCCUUGAGUCCUAGUUUUUAUCAUAAUGUUGAAUUUUAUCAAUUAGUUUGUUGUUUGUUUGUUUGCAUUUAUUGAGAUGAUCAUGCAAUUUUUAGCGUUCACUCUGUUCAUCUGGUGUAUAGAUCGCAUUAAUUAAUUUGUGUAUUGUUGUAGACUCUAAGUCUAAAGUUCUCUCUUGGCCAGCAAGAGAGCGGGAUAGAGGAUGGAAAGCAAGAGACAGCUAAUGUCCGGGAAGAGACAAGAGCCCCAAAUAAGGGUCCUUGCCCUGUUUUUAUUAGAAUCAGAAGGCUUAUGAACAUGGCAAUGAAUGUGCACAAAGAGACAAUGAAUCUGUGAACAUUAACUUGAGGAUGUGAGGGAAAGUGGAUCUUGAAGAUAUUUGAAGUUAGGGGUUUGGGUUAAUACAAAACAAAAUCUGGGCACCAGGCAGUCGGGCAGAAGGUUGUUUACAGGGCACAUGAGGCACCACCUCUGUUUAUCUCAGCUAGCCUAAGGGAUAAGACAGAUAGGGGAAAUAACCUCAGGGUUAACCAGGCACCUUUUCUUUUGUUAAUCAUCUCCACUCUGGGCAACUUCACCCUGCAGCACAGUUCAGGGGUCUAUAACCCAAAUUACGUGUUUACCUAACUUGGUCCUUCUCUCCUGUGAAAGCAGCUUUCUGCUAUAGUACUAAAUUGGGAGGCGCCUCCACCCUGAAUACCUAAUCUCGCUUACCUCAUACACCUUUGUAUUGGGUGCCUUUGCACCCCGCUCCCUCUCUUGGGGUCCUAAUCUUGUUUACCCAAACUCAUUUGUGAGCAUCCAAUGGCUUUGUACUUCUUCAUGCCUUGUUAACCCAUUGGUAUAACCCCGGGGGAUUCCUAAGCUUAUUCCCCACAGUGUAUUUUGAAUCAUCUCUGCAUUCCAAGAAUAAAUCCCACUUGGUUGAAGUGGAUGAUCCUUUUAAUGUGCUGUUGAAUUCAGUUUACUAGUAUUUUGCUAAGAAUAUUUGUAUCUAUGUUCAUCAGGGACAUUGGCCUAUAGUUUCCUUUUGUUGUAGUUCUUGUCUGGUUUUGGUAUCAGGUUAAUUGUCUCACAAAAUGAGUCUGCAAGUGUCCCCUCUUCUUUGACUUUUUUUGAACAAUUUUUGUUGGCAUUAAUUCUUUAAAUGUUUGGUAGAAUGUGUUAGUGAAGCCAUCUAGUCCUGGGCUUUUCUUUGUUGGGAGGUUUUUGAUUACUGAUUUUCUGAUUUCAGAUUUUCUAUUUCCUCAUGAUUGUAUAUUUCUAGGAAUUUACCCAUUUCUUUUAGGUUAUCUAGUUUUAUUGGGUAUAAUUGUUCACACUAGUCUCUUAUGGUUCUCGGUAUUUCUGUAGCAUCAGUAAUAGUGUCUCCUCUUUCAUUUCUGAUUUUAUUUAAGUUUUCUCUCUUUCUUUCAUAAUCAAGAUAAAGGGUUUUAAUUUCGUUUUUAAAAAUCCAGCUCUCAGUUUCAUUGAUUUCUUCUAUUGUUUUUCUAGCUCUCUAUUUCCCCCCUGGACUACAAGAUUUCUGCUGAAAAAUCUGCUGAUAGCCUAAUGGGUACUUCCUUGUGUGAAAUUUUUUUUCUCUUAUUGUUUUUAAAAUUAUCUCUUUGUCUUUAAUUUUAGACAGUUUUAUUAUUUGUCUUGGAUAAGAUCAUUUUGGAUUGAAAUUCUGGGAUACAUACUACCUUUGUGAACUUGGAUGUGAAAUAUCUCCCCAGAUUUAAGAAGUUCUCAGUCAUUAGUUCUUUAUAGAAGCUUUAUGCCCCCCUUCUCCAUCUCUUGUUCUUGGAUUCUAAUCAUUCAUAGAUUAUUUCUCUAAUGGUAUCCUAUAGUUCACAUAGGUUUUCUUUUCUCCUUUUCAGUUUUUUUUCUCUUUGUUCUCUUCUAAGGGGAUAAUUUCAAAAGAACUACCUUCUCCUUCACAGACUUUUUCUUCUGAUUAAUCUAUUAUGCUGGUAAUACGCUCUAUUGCAUUUUUCAUUGUAUUCAUUGUAUUCUUCAGCUCCAGAAUUUCUGUUUGGCUCUCUUAAUGAUUUCUAUCUAUAUGUUUAACCUUUCAUUUUAUUCAUUUAUUGUUUCCCUGAUUUUGUUGAACUUUUUAUUAUAACUCAUUAAGCUUCCUUAAAACUGCUAUUUUGAAUUCUGUAUCAGGUAAAUCAUAGAUCUCCAAUCUCCGGAUUACUGGAACAUGAUUGUAUUCCCUUGGUGGAGUCAUCAUUCCUUCUUUUUUCAUGUUCUUUGAACCUUAAAUUGCUGUCUUUGCAUUUAAAAUAGUCACCUCUCUCAGUCUUUAUUAACUGGCUUUGGGAGAGAAAUACUUUGUCAGCCCUACUAGAGGUUUUAAGGUUUUCUCAGCCCUUUUCUAUGGGUACACCUGCUCCACACUUACUCCCUCUCAUGGCAGAAUUGUUAAAUUUGUAUGCAUUUUCUUGAUCUUGAAAUUCCAGGCUGUGUGCUAACAGUCUCCCCUUUGCUUUCCCAGCACAAUGCUAAGUGCUCAAGCUUGUAGUUUCUCCCUGGCCCACAUAUUUGAGCCAGCUGUCUGCACAUGCUCACUAGCUGUCUGAAAAAGUUCAUUCUCUCAACUCUCAAGAGGAUGGCCAGGGAGCCAGCCAAGGAAUGGGAUUGGGCAUAAGUGAGGUACACAAAGCACUAGGGAUACUUGUUAGUGAGUUGGAAGAUUCUCAGUAGCUCAUGGCAGGCCUCCUGAUGGAGACUGUGAUGCUUUUUAGCAGGAUCCACAUCCCUGUGAUAUGUUCCAUUCUGGGCUCUGGUUGUGGUUGUCCCAGCCACUUACCACUCCCCAUCACCCUGCCCACCACUCAGCACCUGGAUAUGGCAAGAGAGAGGUGGGCCUCUUUGGCAGUGUCUUGAAGCUAGACAUUUACUCAUACUUUCACUUUCCCCUGUGGGAGAAAUCACAGGUCAAGAAGGCCUGAGCUAUGGGGGAGGUACUGGGGAAGGGAUGAUGUGGGCAAAGUCAAGCGGUUUGCCUUACCUUCUUCAAUGUGUCCAAUAUUGAAAUUUUUUGCUCCAGCAGUGUGCUAGACCUUCAUUACUGGACUACUGGACUUUCACAAAGGUUCUGUCAUCUGUGGAUGAUUGCAACAGUGGUGUUCUUUAAGGGGAAGAUGGUAGAGAAAUCCUGUUCCACCAUUUUCAUGACAACACUCUCCUUUUGGUUAGUUACAAUUCUAACAUGUUGGCCACAGGUCAGAGUUUCACUGCAGCUCCAGCUCCUCUCAGAUAGCCCAGCAUUCAGUAUUUCUGAGCUGCUGUAUUCUCAUCUAAGAGGCUCAUGUUAGGAUCAGGAAUAUAGCACUGAGACAUCAGAACAAAAUGUAAUUCCAUUCUUCUUGAAUAAUUAAAUUCCCCCAGGACAUGAUAAGCAUUCAUCAAAAAUGUUCAAAUAUGUUUAUGAUGUUUGCAAGGUCACUUUCUUUUCUAUUAUAUGUUAUAGUGAAGCCACUUUCAAAGGUUAUGUAAGAAGUUACUUUUUAUAAAUGGUCUUGGGGCACCUGGGUGGCUCAGUUGGUUAAGCUCCAACUUCAGCUUAAGUCACAAUCUCAUACUUUGUGGGUUCAAGCCCCACGUCAAGCUCUGUGCUGACAGCUCAGAGCCUGAAGCCUGCUUCAGAUUCUGUGUCUCCCUCUCUCUCUGCCCCUCCCCUGCUCAUGCUGUCUC
Molecule: messenger RNA, 8940 nt
Organism: Acinonyx jubatus (cheetah)
Lineage: Eukaryota; Metazoa; Chordata; Mammalia; Carnivora; Felidae
Product: solute carrier family 7 member 13-like
Exons: 4
Coding region: 86-1522 (478 amino acids)
Biological process (GO): amino acid transmembrane transport
Cellular component (GO): membrane
Molecular function (GO): L-amino acid transmembrane transporter activity
Source: RefSeq, a predicted model, not a curated record